Messenger RNA from Rhodotorula graminis WP1, 2031 nucleotides. RefSeq lists its product as uncharacterized. NCBI's taxonomy places the organism in Eukaryota, Fungi, Basidiomycota, Microbotryomycetes, Sporidiobolales, Sporidiobolaceae. The record is from RefSeq and is a predicted model, not a curated record. Gene Ontology annotation, cellular component: plasma membrane. The transcript is spliced from 8 exons. Bases 1 to 2031 code for a protein of 676 amino acids.
AUGCUCUGGUCGCUCUGCGUCGUCGCCCUCCUGUGGCUCCGACAUGCUCAAGCAGCCGCGUGGUUCCCAGGCGUCGACCACCGCUACGUCGACGAGAAGCUCAUCGACGCAGGCCCACUCGGCCUCCCCUCGAACGGCAUCGUCGCCGCUUUCGCCGACCUCAACGGCGACGGCCUCGUCGACCUCGUCCACCUCGGCGCAGACCAGCGCACCCUCUCGUCCUUCACGUGGGACCGCCACAAGUACACCUGGAUCGAGCAGGAACACGCCCGCAUCCGCACCUCGAGCGACCUCGUCGUCACCAACGUCGUCCCGGGCGACUUCAACUACGACGGCCGCGUCGACCUCCUCGUCAUGGGCGGCUCCAACCCGGGCGGCUGGUGGGGCAGCGACGACGACAUCGACAUGCGCGUCUACCUCCAGCACGCCAACGGCACCUUUGGCGAGCCUCAACACGUCGACUCGUCCGUCCUCGCUCAGCCGAUGCCGCUUGACGCGACGGGCACCUUGCGCACCGACCUGCUCGGCUUCCCCGCCGGGUCCAAGACGCCGCAGCUGUGGAAGAACGCGUGGAACCAGUCGAAUCGCUCGGCCAUCUUUGAGCUCUCGGACGCCCCGCUCAACGUCUCGUCGUCGCCGACCGGGUCCUUCACCUGCCGAUUCCCCAACCCGCACUUCAACGCCUUUAUCGACCUCGACGGCGACUGCCUCGCCGACCUCUUCUUCAUGUGCCAGGACGGCGACGAUGUCGAGCACCUGUCGUACCAGAUCUGGCUCAACAAGAAGGGCGCGUUCGAGUUUGCGCGAGAGGGCAAACUGCCCAAGGGGACCAAGAGCGUCGGGUUCGCCGACAUGGACCGCGACGGCACGAUCGACAUGGUCAUCUCGUCGUGUACCUCGCCCCGGCACUGCGCGCUCCAGAUCGCCUACAACUCCCAGAUUCCGCUGUGCGACUCGUCUGUGCCGGACCACGAGGCGUGCCGCGACCCCGAGGCGCUGUGCGUCGCCGACCCGCACUUCUCGUUCGACCUGUCGCCGUCGUCGUCGUCCGACUCGUCCGCCUCGAUGACGACGAUCCCGCUGUCGGCGCUCCUGCCAGGGCACGAGCUCGUCGUGCACUCGACGGCGUACCGCGGCGAGUACCCGAUCGCGGCCCAGGUCGGCGACUACAACAUCGACGGGUACCCGGACCUGCUCGUCGUCACGACCAAGGGCCACGACCGCCGCGCGCACAUCCUCCAGAGCCGCCCGUGCGAGAGCGGGUCGUGCACCGACGCCGAGGUGGCGAGGAAAAGGAGGGCGUUCAGGGUCCUGAGCGAGGGAGCCGAGGCGCUCGACAAGAUCACGGACGUCGAGAGCGUCAGCUGGUUCGACGUCGACGACGAUGGCUCGCUCGACAUCCUCGUGCAGCGCCUCGGCAACUCGGGCGCGGCUCGCACGCCCGUCUUCAUCAAGAACAACUACUUCCACGACGCUUUCUUCCUCAAGGCCGAGAUGCUCAACGGCGCGUGCCCUGGGUGGUGCGAGCCGCAAGAAUCGGGCGAGAAGCGGUACAGGCCGUUCGGCGCGAGCUACUCGGGCGCGUCGUUCAAGUUCACCGUCCUCGACCCGACCGGCGCUCGCCGCAGCACACAGUACGGCCAGCUCGCCCAGUCGACCUACGCGUCGCUCCUCACGCCCUACUCGUACUUUGGCCUCGGGCGCACCAACAACUACGUCGAGAACCUCUUCCUCGGUUCGACGCGGCACCAGCCGCAGCAUUGGCUCAACAUCGAGGGUCUCAUUCCCAACUCGCAGCUCCUCGUCAUGCCGCACCAGGAGGACUCGGCGGGCGGCGGCGGCGGGCCGGACGAGUGGACGAGGAUGAUGUUCCUCAGACCCGGCGACUGGAUCCCCUGGGUCAGCGUCGUCCUCGUCGGAGCCAUCAUCGCGCUCGGCGUGGUCGUCGUCGUCCUGCACGUGCGCGAGAAGCGCGAGGACGAGGCCGAGCGCAGGGCGAGGCUCCUCCACCUCAACUUCCAGGCCUUGUGA